AUGGAUUACCUUCCGGAAGACGAUGUACGCCUUCAAUCCGAGGAGGGCUUAAGACGAUUUCAAGCCGGUCAAUUAGCAGAAAAGGAUGAAGAAUGGCACAGACUGGUUCCUCACGAGGCACAGGAAGCACUCGGUAAAAAAGAGGUCGAGCGGCAAUCAGUUCUGUUCGAGGUUUUCAAGUCAGAAAGAAACUACGUGGAAGAUCUCAAACUUGUGACGGAGGUAUUUUGGAAUUUGGAUCGGAUCUUAGUGCACCAUGAGCAUAUGCUGGCUGCGCUCUUUGAACGCCAAUUGGAUCAGCAUCCGCUAAUACAGAGCGUGACUGACAUUGUUCUUGAAACCUGUUUUCAGUUCCAAGGGGAGUACGAAUCCUACAUCAAACAUUAUCCACUUGCAGAAGAGCGGCACCGCACUGAACUUACGUUCAUGCAACGAUGUUCUCAAGAUCCUCGGGUGCGCAAGCGCGAUAUGAUCACCUUCCUUUCCCGACCAGUGACUCGCCUCCCACGCCUGAAUCUGAUCCUCGAGCAUAUUCAGAAGAUCACGGAGCCAGGCCAUCCAGAUCUUGAAGACCUGCCGCUUCUGUUAAGCAUCUUGAGCGACUUCCUCAAGAGCACUCAACCUGGUAUUGCAGCUGCAGAGAAUAGAGUAAAAUAUUGGAAUGUCUGUGAAAGCUUAGUGAUGCCCAAGGGAGAAAUAAUUGAUUUGGAUUGGUAUGACGAAAGUCGGUCACUGGUGUACUCUGGCCCCCUCGCACGAAGGUCCAAGUCCGAAAUGGACUGGCAUCCAUGGAAUGAUUUAUUCGUUGCUCUACUCGAUAACUAUCUGUUGCUCACUAAAGAGGAGAAAGGGGCGGGAGGAAUCAUGAAGCGCUACAUUAUGUCUAGACCUAUACCCUUAGAAUAUCUCAAACUAGGAAGCUUCGAAGCACAGCCAGAAAGUAGGAAGGAACGGUCUGAGGAAGGAGGGAUCUUGGACAGCUUACGCGCGCAAUACAAAUCUAUAUAUCCAUUCACUGUUUAUCAUUCCGCAGACAAAUUGGUGCGGCGGUAUACUCUGUAUGCGCCGACCGAGUCGGCGAGACAGAAGUGGCGGGAUGCCCUUGUUGAGGCCAAGGGAAUAGAUGAUGUGCGACGAGAUGCAAACAAGUGGUUUGCACCGCAACUUGUUGAUGAUGGCACUUUCCGGUCACCAGGAGCUCACACUUCCCCGCGGCUUUGGAUCUCAAGCAUCAGGGAGGGUUGCCAAUGCUACUUCCGCAGGAUAUUGUCGUACGGCAAUCCUUCCUCGAUCAUAGUGUUACAAGAAUUCAAUAAGUUCAUCGUGCAUCAUGAGAGCUAUCUGCUCGCCUAUUCCUUGGAUCUUCUCGCUAGAGUCGCAAUGUAUCAGGCCCCGCCAAGUAGCUUGGACGCUUCAUUGGAGAAAAUUGCAGGGGGAGAUGGCACCGUCUUAUUCUGUUGUGCAGGACGCAUAAAACAGCGAACAAUCAUUGUUUAUGCUCUUAAAUCAUUCUUUCAAAUUACCGUGCAUGCAUUGGAGGCCUGCAACCUUUCUGACCUUCGCCGCACUCCGUCACGAGGAAGCUUUCAGGGUCCUAUAUCAUCAUUUAGACCGUUCGGCGAAGCAUUGUACGUGCCAAAAGAUGCCUACUCUGUUACCCCACUGGCCAAGACAAUUGCGAUUAGCACAGAGAAGGGUAUUGUGAUUGCUGAUCCUACCAACACAUCCAAACAGAUGGUCUCGGUUGUCCCGGACUUCAGCGGUGCAACUUCCAACACAGACAUGGCCAACCUGAAGACUCGCUGCGAGGAGUCUAAGCCCCUCGGCUUAAUUCGGACCGAAUCGGGCGAAAUAUUGGUCGUUUAUGACACUCUCGGAUGCUACAUCACGAAGCACGGCGUUCCCUCUCGGAAAGGCGGGUUUAUCCGCUGGGAGACGAAGGCUAUGUCUUUUGCCCAUCGCGGGUCUCACGUGCUGCUGUUCUCCUCUGAGUUCAUUGAAAUUCGGAGCCUCUCUACGGGCAGGCUUGACCAAGUCAUUGAAGGGAAUGACAUUCGCCUAUUGCUACACACGAACCUGAAAUCUUACCCGGUCGAUGACACGCUGCUCGUGGCGAUGCGUGGGACCAAGGACGACAAGGAUGGAGUCAGUGACAAGAUAAUAGAACUUGUUCAAACCGCAGAAUUCAGCUCUGCACAGACACCGAUGACGACCACGCCGAUGGAAGGUAUAUGGGAUGAGUGGGAUAUGUAA
This is a messenger RNA of Suillus paluster, 2253 nucleotides long. RefSeq lists its product as uncharacterized. The coding region runs from base 1 to 2253 and encodes 750 amino acids. Lineage: Eukaryota; Fungi; Basidiomycota; Agaricomycetes; Boletales; Suillaceae. Gene Ontology annotation, molecular function: guanyl-nucleotide exchange factor activity. The transcript is spliced from 14 exons. The record is from RefSeq and is a predicted model, not a curated record.